This is a messenger RNA of Tachyglossus aculeatus (Australian echidna), 5161 nucleotides long. It is a transcript of the gene GAS7, whose product is annotated as growth arrest specific 7. The transcript is spliced from 14 exons. Bases 19 to 1326 code for a protein of 435 amino acids. The record is from RefSeq and is a predicted model, not a curated record. Gene Ontology annotation, molecular function: actin filament binding. Lineage: Eukaryota; Metazoa; Chordata; Mammalia; Monotremata; Tachyglossidae. Gene Ontology annotation, cellular component: cytoplasm; actin filament; plasma membrane. Gene Ontology annotation, biological process: neuron projection morphogenesis; actin filament polymerization.
AAUUUCUGAGUGCCAGAGAUGGCCGGAUGUUGGAAACUAGUCGGGGAAGACUUGGUGGAGGAGGAGGAGGAGAAGGAGCAUCCCGACGGCGCGGUGACCCACGAGGCCGCGGCCCCCGCCCCGCUUCCGCCUGGCUGGCAGACCUACCUGUCACCCCAGGGACAUCGCUACUAUGUCAACCCCGCCACCAAUGAGACUACUUGGGUGCGACCACAAGGAUCUCCUGGGACCGGUUCCCCCGCGAGCCCCCGUCGGAAGACCAGCUCUCCGUCUGCAGCAGUGAACGGAUUCCACGCCGCGGGCGCGCCCCCGGCCCAGGCACAACCCGCCCCCAUGAGUCUCCGCAAACCACCCAGCGACUCCCUGAACCCGGGAGCGCCGUCUCCGGGGAAGAAGUCAAGCAAGGACAGGACCAUCACGAUCAACUGCGUGACUUUCCCCCACCCGGACACGAUGGCUGAGCAGCAGUUGCUGAAACCCACGGAGUGGAGCUACUGUGAUUACUUCUGGGCAGACAAGAAGGACCCCCAAGGAAACGGCAGCGUGGCAGGGUUUGAACUGCUCCUGCAGAAGCAGCUGAAAGGGAAACAGAUGCAGAAGGAGAUGUCGGAGUUCAUCCGGGAAAGAAUCAAGAUCGAGGAGGACUACGCUAAGAACCUCUCCAAGCUGUCACACAACUCUUUGGCUGCCCAGGAAGAAGGGUCCCUGGGAGAGGCCUGGACACAGGUGAAGAAGAGCCUGGCGGACGAGGCCGACGUCCACCUCAAGUUCUCCGCCAAGCUCCAGAGUGAGGUGGAGAAGCCACUGAUGAACUUCCGAGAGAACUUCAAGAAAGACUUAAAGAAGUGUGACCAUCACAUCGCAGAUCUGCGCAAGCAGCUGGCCAGCCGCUAUUCCUCGGUGGAGAAGGCCCGGAAGGCCCUGACGGACCGGCAGAAGGACCUGGAGGUGAAAACGCAGCAGCUGGAGAUCAAGCUCAGCAACAAAACGGAAGAGGACAUCAAAAAGGCCCGGCGAAAGUCCACGCAGGCUGGAGAUGAUCUGACGCGCUGCGUAGACCUCUAUAACCAGGCCCAGUCCAAGUGGUUUGAAGAAAUGGUGACCGCCACCCUGGAGCUGGAGCGGCUGGAGGUGGAACGGGUGGAGAUGAUCCGGCAGCAUCUGUGCCAGUACACGCAGCUGCGACACGAGACUGACAUGUUCAACCAGAGUACCGUGCAGCCCGUGGACCAGCUGCUCCGGAAGGUGGACCCCGCCAAGGACCGGGAACAGUGGGUGAAGGAACACAGGACGGGAGCCAUCCGGCCCGUGGAUUUGGAAAUCUAGGGCCGCCCGGGGUGAGUUUCAGGGGGUCUGCUGGGACCGGGCGGCCCCGGGCACUCCCCGGCUGAGAAGAGACAGACGGACGGACGCAGAGGCCCACCCCUCCUCCCUUCCGCUGGAUCUAUGCUCUGGCCGCAUCCUGGCAUCCUCUGCUCCAGGCGGGGGCCACAGGCCUCGUGGGACCAGGCUGCGUCGGACCUGAGGCGGGCGGGUGCCCCUAGGGCCGGUCACCAGCCCCUCCCGUCCCCGCUGCCCCCUCCGCCCCCUUCACAGACACCCUGAACAGCCCGGCCCCUCUCCCCACUGACCCGUCCCCCCAUCCCAGCGCUGGGAUCCUGGACCAACUACCUCAUGCAGACGCCCCUGCCCCUCAGGCCGUCCCACCGUGGGCACCAGGCCGGCCACCCCGGGGACCCUCCAGGCCUGCAGGUCUGCAUCCUGCAGACCCUGCUUGUCCGGCCCGUCAUCUCUGUCCUCUGGGGCUGACCCGACCACCUCCGGGCUCCAGGCCUCAAGUUGGCAUCCGCUCCUGGUCAACAGUGGGGUUCCAAGGCCUCGAUCCCAUCCCGCCUCCGGCCUGUUCCCACCCUCAGUCCCUCCCCCUGCCCUUCCCAUUCCCAGCCCCCCGUAUCCCACCCCCCUAUGGGCCCCACCCCAACCCCUGUUCCCAAGGCCUUGGGCCCACUGCCAGAAAGGAGAAUUGAGGCAGCUGGGGCAUGAGAGAAAUAGAACUGGCAAGGUGGCUGGGGUAAGGGGGUAGCCGCCCUUUCAUUGAUCAUUUUCACAUUGGAGGGAAGCAAGGUUUGUGCCCACCUGGCAGCACUUGCAGAUGAGCGAGGGAAGGUCUCGCCCUUAUCCCUUGUGCCUCUGGAUGGGCUGCCUGCUUCCCGGGCUGCUGAGGGCCCUACAGCCGCCCGACUCCAGGACCCGGGAGGCCUGUUGGCACCCCGGGUUGGCAGCGGUCCUCUUCCCUGGGCCCCCAGAGGCCCGAUCAGAGGGCCGGUUCCUACUUACCCAUCGUCCUCGGUUCCUGGAGGGGGCCGGUGGUUUCUGUUGUGGGGGAGAAGGCCAUCAGGCUCAUCUGGUGUUGAGUCCUGGCCCGGGCAGGGCAGUGCCAACCGCCCUUGGACCGGGGUUCUGGAUGGACGGCCCGGAGGCCUUCGGACGGGCCGUCUGUCCGGCCCCGCCAUCCGUUUCUCCUCCGGCCGGGCCUCGGGACCCUAGCAGGCCUUGCUCUAGGGGCAGCCCCGUCUCCCAUCUCGGGCAGCCUGUGGAGACCCCAGGCCUUCACUUCUUCACCAGCAGUCCAAGUGGGCUGCUGGUGUGGACUCUCCCUGCAAGCUGUUGGGCUCCACUCCUGCAGACCAGGGGUUGGGACCUGAGGCAGCUGGGGCCGGGGCAUCAGAAAAUGGGCCUGAAGCCAGGGCGGGGGCAUCAGUUAACAGGCCUGGGGCCUGGGGCCAGGGUGGGGGCAUCAGUUAACAGGCCUGGGGCCUGAGGCCAGGCAGGGGCAUCAGAUAAUGGGGCUGGGUCCUCAGGCCGGGCAGGGGCACCAGAUAACGGGCCUGGGGAUUGAGGACAGGCAGGGGCAUUCAGAUAUUGGUCCCGGGGCUUGGGUUGCCCAGCUUCCCGGCCCAAACUGCUCCUCGGGGGCUGGUCCUGGGGGCGGGGCCUCCCCUAAGGCCACUCCUGGAGGCGGGGCUUCCCUCCAGGCUGCUCCUCAGCCGGCCAGGAGGCAGGAAUGUCGGUAGCCCCCACAGUGACCCUGGUAGCCAGGAGCCAGGGUUUCCCCAGGGGGGCUGGACUGUCCCCCCCCCCCCCAUCAAGGGCCAACGCCUUCCUAACUCCAGGAACGAGACCCCAGGGGGGAGAGGGCAUCAUCCAGCCUGACCCGGGCUUCUCACGGAGCCGAGCGCCAGCCGGGGACUGGACCGGUGGGAAGGGUCCCCACUGGGCACCACCAGGCCAGGCGGAUAGCGGGGAGACCAAGCCCUUUGGCUGGUUAACUGGUGAGGCGGCGGGGCCGACCCCCAGCCUCCACAGAACGACCCCGGCCCACCCCCGCCGGCCUGUGUCGCUCAUCAAUCAACCAAUCAAUCGUAUUUAUUGAGCGCUUACUGUGUGCAGAGCACUGUACUAAGCGCUUGGGAAGUACAAGUUGGCAACAUAGAGAGACAGUCCCUACCCAACAGUGGGCUCACAGUCUAAAAGCUCAUCACAAUGAUCAGGCCGGUCCUGAGGGGCGACCCUGGCCUGGGCCCCGAAAUGGUGGUGGGCAGGUCAGGACAGGGGACCCCCUGGCCCAGAGACCACCCCUACAGCGGUGACGCCCCCCUACCUCACUUCCCAGUGGGUCGCGGGCCCCUUCCCCGGCCUCUCUUCUCCGGAUCCACGUGUAGGCCCAGUCGGUCUCCCAGGGCCGCGGCCCGCCGGUUCAGAGCCGAGGCCCUGGUCGUUCCGGAAGGCCCCCUGGGCUCCUGGGUUCCCGGCCGGCCUCUCCGGACACGGGAGACCAGGCCUGAAUUCAAACGGGGGUUCGCCCCAUCCCCAACUGAGCACCAGCCCCCGCUCCCCAACCCCAGGGCGGGGGCUUCGGGGGCCGGACACCCCCCCCCAACCCUUCCGCCCAAGGUCCUGUCCCACUGGCAGAGCUUCCAGUUAGGGUCAAGCCAGCCGCACGCACGCACACACAAACACACACCUCUUGCAUGUUCACAGCCGCGCCCCUCCAGACCAGACAGAAACAUGCAUGCACGAGUGCACAUAACUACAGACACACAUGCACACCUGUUGUAUGACAUGGAGGCAUAGGUGCAUCAAAACUUUCUCAGAUCUAGGGAGUGAGACUCACUAGAAGCCAAACACACACACACACACACACAAACGCACUCCCUCCUCUCCCCACCUCCCCAAUUCCAUACAAGCUUCCUGGCCCUUUGGUGUGUUCACUGUUACUGCUUGAUCAGUCCCCGCUUGGCCCCCUCUCCCCCUGGAGCCGUCCCAUCAGCCCAGACCUUGUGUCGUCCGUGGGGAAAGUGAGUCACUGCCUUUGCCCUGUCCCUGCCCAGGGUCUCCAGCCUGGCAUCAGGCCCCCUCCCCAAGGAGGCUGCCCUGUCAACCAGCUCGGCCCCACAUGUUUAAAUAGCCCCCCAAGUCUGUGAGUCCAGAGCCCGCUCCUGCCGAGGGUCCCUGGUGACCCAGGAAGCCGAGUCCACGGCCCCAAGCCCGGGCCCAGCCAGCAGGAAGAACCCCAGUCGUCUUAGAAAGGGCGUCUGCGGCGAUGGACACGGCGUCCAAACCCGGACAUUGCCAUUUCUUGCCUGCUGGACAGGCCAGGGGGUGGGGGGUUGACACAGCGGCCCGUUCUUCGGCCCCAGUCCCUCCUUCACCCGUCCCGCCCCACCCCUCCGAGCUGAGAUUUCUAACACUCCAAAGCUCCUCGUCCACCCCAAUCUCUGUGUAACUUUUGCUAAAUACUUUUUACGGUUUUAAAGCAUCGAGCUGUGUCUCCCUCCCACCGAAGAAGGGGGGGAAGGACUCCCCCCUACCCGCCGGGGGGGCGGCCCAGGUGCGGGAUGGGACAAAUUAUCUUGGCCGUGACCUCGAAGUCCGGCGACCUCGCUGAUCCGUCUGAGCCGAAAGCCACCCCGAAGGGCAUUAUGGAUGGGUUGAGCCCUGAACGCCCCCCCACCAGACCCCCCACCCCCUGUGGGUCUCCUCUGCUAAGCUCUGGGUUCGCCUCUGUUUCCCCUGUUAACCGUUCGCUGGCUUUGCUUCCUUCGGUGGAGAAUAAACUGUACAGACCCCUGCCCCCCACCCUCCCUAAAGUUGUGAUCUG